Trypanosoma rangeli is the source of this 381-nucleotide messenger RNA. Its product is annotated as putative cation transporter. The transcript has a single exon. Lineage: Eukaryota; Euglenozoa; Kinetoplastea; Trypanosomatida; Trypanosomatidae. The coding region runs from base 1 to 381 and encodes 126 amino acids. The record is from RefSeq and is a predicted model, not a curated record.
AUGAACGCUUCGCACGGCCACGCGCACCAUGGAAUGCACGGCAGUGACGGCGCCGUGCACGGGGGCCACCAUCACCACGGCGGGUGCAGCGGCGAGAAGGGGCCGUACUCGGUGGGACUGCACGUGGCGGGCUUUUUUAUUCUUUUGGUUGCGUCGCUUCUGGGGACGCUGAUCCCACUUGCCGGGAAGUACGUGCCGUGCCUGCAGAUGAACCCGUUUUUGUUUGUCGUUGGGAAGUGCGCGGCAACUGGUGUGGUGCUGGCGGUUUCCCUACUCACCAUGGUUCUUCACAGCAUACACAGCUUUUCGGAGGGGUGUGUGGCCUUCUUUUUUCUGUCUAGUAGUGGUGUACUGUGCGUGUUGGCUGUGGCUUUUUGUUGA